AUGCUCAGUGUGCCGGGCAGCAGCCUCCGAUCCACCUUUGAGGCCGCGCUCGUGCUCCAACGCGCUGGCGAUGCCGACGCGGCGCUGGAGCGGUACGAGCUCUUCCUUCAGGCGGCGCGCUCGUUCGGCACGCAGGUUCCACCCGAAUCGUUCGCCGAGGUGCUCGUCAACAUGGGAACCAUCCACGCGAAGAGGGGCGACGUUAGCCGUGCGAAGCAGCUCUUCUCUGAGGCUCUCGAUGCGCGCGAGAUGGGCACGGCGCAUCUGAACCUAGCACUCCUCGAGCUUUCCGCUGCGAGCCGCGGCGGUGGGAUGCCGCCGAGCGCACUCUCGAGGGCGCGCGGGCACUGCGAGCGCGCGAUCGCCCUGAACGACGACGACAACGCUGUUGUCGGUGCACGGCGAGUCCUGAGGGACAUCGAGAGAAGUAAGACCUCUUAA
This is a messenger RNA of Emiliania huxleyi CCMP1516, 441 nucleotides long. RefSeq lists its product as hypothetical. The record is from RefSeq and is a predicted model, not a curated record. Gene Ontology annotation, molecular function: protein binding. NCBI's taxonomy places the organism in Eukaryota, Haptophyta, Isochrysidales, Noelaerhabdaceae. The coding region runs from base 1 to 441 and encodes 146 amino acids. The transcript has a single exon.